Molecule: messenger RNA, 1257 nt
Organism: Fulmarus glacialis (Northern fulmar)
Lineage: Eukaryota; Metazoa; Chordata; Aves; Procellariiformes; Procellariidae
Gene: MTERF2
Product: mitochondrial transcription termination factor 2
Exons: 2
Coding region: 1-1257 (418 amino acids)
Biological process (GO): termination of mitochondrial transcription; regulation of DNA-templated transcription
Cellular component (GO): mitochondrial matrix
Molecular function (GO): double-stranded DNA binding
Source: RefSeq, a predicted model, not a curated record
AUGAAACAGUCACUUUUUCAGGACAUGAAAAGUUGUUCUCUCUCCAUAGGGCUGAAUUCCACGAUGUUGAGAAGAGUCGCUCACAGUGCAAAAGAUACAUUUACUCUUCUGUUGGGAAGAUCUCAGUACUGUAACCCGGGAUUGAAUUUUUCAUCAGCACGGACUGAAGUAGUGAACAGAAGCUUCCCAAUACAUUCCACUUACACAACUGAUACAAAAUCAAGAGAGGAAAAUAAAAAAACCAUUGAGAGUCUCUACAGAUUGUCAGUUGACAUUAAGAAAAUACGCAGACUAAAGGAAUGGGUCCUUCUCCAGGAUGUGGCCUAUGUUAAAGAAAUUGCUGGUAUCUUAAAAGAAAUGGGAGCAGAGGAGGCUGCUGUAGCCAACAUUUUAGAACGCUGCCCAGAGGCAAUUCUCCAUACCCCUGCAGAGAUAAACUCUCAAAGAGCUCUAUGGCAAUUAGUCUGCCAGAACGAAAAACAGUUGAUUAAAUUAAUAGAGCAAUUUCCAGAGUCUUUUUUUACUACUGAAUAUCAUGAGAACCAGAAGGCAAACAUACUGUUUUUUCAAGAGUUGGGACUUAAGAAUAAUAUAAUCACCAGGUUCUUGACAAGCGCACCCAGUAUUUUUUAUAAUCCUGUGGAGAAAAACAAAAACGUCAUAGAGACAUUACAAAGAAAUUACUUAAGUUUAGGAGGUUCUGAUGCAAAUAUGAAGAUCUGGAUGCUGAAGCUAUUAAGCCAAAAUCCAUUUAUUUUAUUAAAUACCUCCACCGCAAUCCAGGAGAACUUGGAAUUUCUCCAGAAGAAUGAUUUCACUGACCAUGAAGUUCUACUGCUGCUGUCCAAACUUAAAGGUUUCAUUUUUCAACUUACUUCUACUACUAUGCAGAAGAGUAUGCUUUUUUCCAAAAAUGUCUUUAAGUGCAGUGAUCAAGAAUUAAAACAGCUAGUGCUGAAAUGCCCAGCCCUUCUCUACUACUCCGUUCCAGUUUUGGAAGAAAGACUUGAAGGACUACUGAAGGAAGGAAUUUCUGUAGCGCAGAUUAGAGAGACACCAAUGGUGCUGGAGUUGACAACGCAAAUUGUUCAGUACCGUAUUCAAAAACUCUGUGCUUUGGGUUAUGAUAUAAAGAGUGGAACUCUAGAAAGCUUGAAUGGUACUAAGAAAGAUUUUGAAGUCAAUUAUGGUAAGAUACAAUCGAAGAAGGAGAGACCAAUUUUUAACCCUGUUGCUCCUAUACACAUUGAAGACUAA